GUUCUGUGGAGAUCGUUCAACAACUGAACACUAAAACUUUUCCACUUCGCCUCGUUUGUUGUGACGCACUUAUUUCUGCGCAUCCUCAGUCCAACCUACCAAACGUCACUCUAACGCCACGUCCUCAAAGACACGGAAGAGUUUGAACCAGCAGCUUUAACUUUAUUUAAACCUUAAAUGUAAUCUGAUGUGUUCAGGUUUAACCUCAGGUUCAGUUAUUGAGUGAAAACACCAACAGACUCAGACAUUUAGAACAAACUAAGAGUCAGAUCAGCAGAAACAGAGAACACGGACAUGUCUGCUGUAACUGCGUCACUCUGCUCCACGCUGAUGUUUGUCCUGUUCGUCUCUGCAGACCAGAAAAACAUCACAGCUGAGUCUGGACAGGACGUCACUCUGACAUGUCGAGCUCCAAACAACAACAUUAGAGCUGUAGAGUGGAGCAGAGCUGACCUGAGAGAUGAAUAUGUGCUUUUGUACCGGGAUGGACGAUUUGAACCAGACGACCAGCAUCAAUCUUUUAAGAACCGGGUGGAUCUGCAGGACAGACAGAUGAAGGAUGGAGACGUGUCUUUGAUUCUGAUGAAUGUGACGAUUAAUGACACUGGAACAUACGAGUGUGGUGUCGUCCAGAAAGAAGGUUUAAAGCUCAUCAACAGCACCUACCUUCAUGUUGUUCCUCCAGGUCAGACAGGAGGACAAGAGAAGGAUGAAGACAAAGAGAAGAAGGAGGAUGGAUCUGUUGGACUGAUUGCUGGUCUGAUAGUUUCUUCUGUUCUUCUUGUUGCUGCUGUUGUUGGAUUUUUGAUCUACAGAAAAUAUAAACAACAGCAGAGUGAGGAAACAAGCCAGCCUCCUGUUGAGCUGCAGCAGGCUGAAAUGUCUCAGAGUUCUUCCAACUUUGAGUCUGCUGCUGCUGUUCAGAGUUCUGGGUGUUGUCAGUGUUUAAAAUCCUGCAGAAACAGAUGAACUGAGCACAGACAGCAGGCCCACAGUGCUGUAGGUUUAUUUCAUUUUUAUCUUUAAUGGCUGCUUCUGUUUCUGCUGACAGCUCAUCUCAGUGGACGACUUUCAUCUUUAAAACAAGUCUUUACAUUUCAGCUCUGUAGUUCACUGGAACAUCCAGAGGGCUGUGACUACAAAUCAGCUCCAACACAGUCAGACUUUCUUUGUGUUAGCUGGCUCAACUAAACCUGAAACUGCAGUCAGAGACAGCAGGUAUCACCAUGGUGAUUAUCAGCUUCCUCUGUUACCCUGCCUCUCUGCUUCAGGCUCUGAGCACGCUCAGAUGAAAAGGAGCGUUUCAUGUGUCAUGUGACUUUUCUUCUACACAAAAUGAUCCCUGUGAGCGCCACUCAGUCCAAUCAGAGACAUUACUCAUUGAUAACUUCACUAAUGUCUCCACUAAAUGAAUACAGGUACAUUGUGACAGUGUGAUGUGCAGUUUAGCUUCAUUCAGUGGUUUCAGUAAGUUACAGUUUAACAAGCUGCACAUAUAAAACAUUUCAUCCAGCAGAGGAUCUGCAUCACAGUGAAAACGUGGCUCUAACAGCUGAUUUAAAAACAAAACUCUGAACAUGACCUGCUCCUGACCAGGUGAUGUUUCACCAUCAGUUACCAUGGUGAUUUAGCCUCUUUCUGACACAGAAAGCUCUGACUUUGAGUGUGACACAGCUCACUGAGACAUUAGUCUGGUUUUGUUGUGCUCUGAGGUUCAGUUUUUCAAAAUUAGAAAAUCUCAAAGUAAAACACUUUAAAACUCUACAACUGCUGUCAGCAAAAAUAACUUUUAACUCUUCAAACAAAUGAAAUCAACACUUGAACAUUUUUCACUUUGAUGGUUUUGUUCCACUGACUGUAGUUACAUCAUUUUGAGCUCAGAUUACACAUUUAUGAAAUAUGUUCACAACUUAAUCUGAUGUGUGAUUUCAGUUUCUCUUUAUCUUUGUGAGCUUUAUGGUUUGUUUGCCCUCAGUAUCCAUGAACAGUGUCACAGACCUGGGAUCAGUGUUUUUGUUUAUAAGAUCAAAUAUGACCUCAUCAUGUGAGUUUAAGCUUUGGACCACAAAACUUCAACAACACUAAUCCUCAAUCAGCUGUUUCACUAAAAUACAUCCAAGUAUAAACUGAUCCCAUCGUUCAUGCAUCAAUUUGUAGCUGACAGAUGGUUGCCUAGGUAACCCUCUAAUGUAUUUACUGCUGGUACAUUCAUCACUCAGCAGUACGAUUUAAUCUGAUUGGUUGUCACUUCAAUAGUUCUCAAGUUAAGAAAAGUUUACCUCGGUACUCGCUCACUUCAAAUCACUGA
This is a messenger RNA of Oreochromis niloticus (Nile tilapia), 2308 nucleotides long. RefSeq lists its product as uncharacterized. Bases 295 to 969 code for a protein of 224 amino acids. The transcript is spliced from 3 exons. The record is from RefSeq and is a predicted model, not a curated record. Gene Ontology annotation, biological process: T cell costimulation; positive regulation of T cell proliferation; cellular response to lipopolysaccharide. NCBI's taxonomy places the organism in Eukaryota, Metazoa, Chordata, Actinopteri, Cichliformes, Cichlidae. Gene Ontology annotation, cellular component: external side of plasma membrane.